Candoia aspera is the source of this 2936-nucleotide messenger RNA. RefSeq names its product eomesodermin (gene EOMES). The transcript has 7 exons. Gene Ontology annotation, biological process: CD8-positive, alpha-beta T cell differentiation involved in immune response; mesoderm formation; positive regulation of DNA-templated transcription. Gene Ontology annotation, cellular component: nucleus. The record is from RefSeq and is a predicted model, not a curated record. NCBI's taxonomy places the organism in Eukaryota, Metazoa, Chordata, Lepidosauria, Squamata, Candoiidae. The coding region runs from base 1 to 2001 and encodes 666 amino acids. Gene Ontology annotation, molecular function: DNA-binding transcription factor activity, RNA polymerase II-specific; RNA polymerase II cis-regulatory region sequence-specific DNA binding.
AUGCAGCUGGGGGAGCAACUCUUAGGCGGCGCUGCCAAUCUGCCGGGCGCCCCGUUUUAUCCGCUGGAAGCCGCGGGCGGGAGAGCCGGCGGUACCGCACGCCACCUCAACACCGGGUCGCCGCCGCGCCUGGACUUGGAGAAGGGGCCGAAGAAGUUUGGCGCCUCUGGGCCAGCAGCGGGCCUGCUAGGUGAGGCCGAGGCGGCGGCGGCCGAGGUCGCGGACGGCGGGCGCAAGAGCUCGCCGUGUCCGGCUGAGGAAGACGUGCUGCCGCCGCCGCCGCCGCCGCCACCACCACCACCACCCCCGCCGGCGCGUUACUCGCUGGAUGGCCUGAGCCCCGAGCGGUACUACCUGCAGUCGCCUGGCCCGCAGGGUAGCGCCGAGCUGGGCAGCCCGUGCUCGCUCUUCCCCUACGCUGGGGCGGCCGGGAGCGCGCAGUCCGGCUCCAUGUACCAGGCACCCAGUGGAGCGCGCUACCCCUACGGUUCUGUGCUGACGCCGCCGGGGAGCUUUUCGACGGCAGCGGGCAGGACGCCCUUCUCUGCAGCCGCAGGCACCUACCAGUAUAGCCAAGGCGCACCUCCCGGCGGUCUCUAUAACCCCUACCCGGCGGCUGCGGCGGCGGGCUCCUGCGGCGGCCUGGGGGGCCUGGCAAUGCCCGGCGCGACAGGGGGGCUCCGGGCCCAGGUCUUCCUUUGCAAUCGGCCGCUCUGGCUGAAAUUCCACCGGCAUCAAACCGAGAUGAUCAUUACCAAGCAGGGCAGGCGGAUGUUCCCUUUCCUGAGUUUCAACAUCACAGGCCUCAAUCCUACUGCCCACUACAACGUUUUUGUGGAAGUGGUGCUCGCAGAUCCUAACCAUUGGCGCUUCCAGGGAGGAAAGUGGGUGACAUGUGGCAAAGCUGAUAACAAUAUGCAAGGCAACAAGGUUUAUGUUCAUCCUGAAUCUCCCAAUACUGGAGCCCACUGGAUGAGGCAAGAAAUCUCUUUUGGAAAACUCAAACUAACUAACAACAAAGGGGCUAAUAAUAAUAAUACCCAGAUGAUUGUUCUACAGUCUCUGCACAAAUAUCAGCCUCGUCUCCAUAUUGUGGAAGUGACAGAAGACGGCGUAGAAGAUAUGAAUGACUCUACUAAAACACAAACUUUCAACUUUCCUGAAACUCAGUUCAUAGCUGUCACUGCCUAUCAAAACACAGAUAUCACACAGCUUAAAAUUGAUCACAAUCCUUUUGCAAAAGGCUUCCGGGACAACUAUGAUUCCAUGUACACAGCUUCAGAAAAUGACAGAUUAACUCCAUCUCCUACGGAUUCUCCUAGAUCCCACCAGAUUGUCCCAGGAGCCCGGUACAGUGUACAACCCUUCUUCCAGGAACAAUUUGUCAACAACCUGCCACCAGCUAGAUUCUAUAAUGGUGAAAGAGCUGUACCACAGACAAAUGGCCUCCUGUCUCCUCAGCAGACUGAAGAGGUGACUAAUCCACCCCAGAGAUGGUUUGUCACUCCAGUCCAGCAGUCUGGGGCCAACAAGCUGGACAUGAAUUCCUAUGAAACUGAUUACUCUCCAAGUACCUUACUCUCAUAUGGUAUCAAAUCCUUGCCCCUUCAGACAUCCCAUGCGUUGGGAUAUUACCCAGAUCCAACAUUUUCCUCUGUGGCAGGAUGGGGAAGUAGAGGCUCUUACCCAAGGAAAAUGUCUGCUGGUUUACCUUGGACCUCAAGAACAAGCCCUCCAGGUUUCUCUGAAGACCUGCUUUCAAAAGAAAAAGUAAAAGAAGAAAUGGGGUCAUCUUGGAUUGAGACACCCCCAUCCAUAAAAUCACUAGAUUCAAAUGAUUCUGGAGUCUAUACUGGUGCUUGUAAAAGGCGGCGUAUGUCCCCAAACACCUCCAGCAAUGAAAACUCUCCAACAAUGAAGUGUGAGGACAUUAAUGCUGAGGACUAUGGCAAAGAUGCUUCUAAAGGCAUGGGUUACUAUGCUUUUUAUACCAGUUCUUAAGUGUUUGAGUCCUGGUGUCGUCUUAAAAUUUGACUGGCUGUACAUUUUCAGUGGUGGUGCUGAGAUCCCUUAAUGAGGAACUCCUUAUCUUCACCUUUUGAAAUGGUCUUGUGCAAUUCUAUAGAAGGUGCCAAAGCUUAUGUCUGACUUCCACAGAUAAAAUGGAAGAAACAAGGUAGCACUAAAAGAAAAAUAAAUAAAUACUUAGGUCUCUUUCUCCUGCUCACUUCCAAGAUUUAAGGGGAAUUGCUUAAGCAACAUCCUAAGAUUAAUUUUUCCUUCAGAAUGGUCAGGGAGUGGGGAUGGAAAUACAUACAUACAUUUUGAUCAAUGGUUAUGUUUUAUGCAUUGCCAAACAAUUUAGAAUUCUCUGUAAAAAGGAUCUUCAACAUGUCAUGAUUGCAUUGGAUUUGUUAUUGCUGAAUAUCUGAAAAAUACUUAGUGGCUUUUCCUCUAGAGUGAUUCCUCAUGAAGUAUGCAAGAACAAAAGUCUUGGUUUAGUAACUAAAACUUUUUUGGACUUGGGGGACUUUAGAUGUUAUGGCAGUGAAAGAUUCCUACAAAGGUGGCAAAUAAUGAUUCCAUAUAGCAUGUACAGCUCUGUGUCUAGGCAUAAUUGUAGACAGUGGCAAAAUACUCUGUUUAGUUCUAGUUAUGGCGGUGCAGUUGAAAAGGAUAUGUCUGGAGUUCUUCAUUAAGCAGCUUCUAAUCUGACAAUGGGCACUGAGGCUGGGAGUACGUCAAAAUGUCUAUUUAUUGGUAGGUGGUGAGUGUAUUUUUUUCAGUUCUACAUGGAAAGUGUUGUAACUCCUGUUGCGCAGUCUGUAAAUAGUAUUAUCAGAGGUUGAGGUUGCAAAAGGCUUUAAAACAAAGCAUUAGUUUUAUUUGGGGGGAUGCUCAUCUGUACAUAAUUUUUAAUAAACGUGUUGCAAUGA